AUGCUGGAGCAGCAAAGUGCAGUCCCGGUCCCGAAAGUCGAUCUCCAAAGAAAUUUCAUCGUCAUCGUCCAGCAACAUAUCUCCCGCCAUCAACAAACCUCACGACAGCCUCCGAUUCUCGAAGACACCCGAUCGAACCUUCCCAACCACAAACCACAAUGGACGCCAUCCUUCACCAGCCUUACCAAGACCGAGGAGGCUCAGCUCCAGCAGAGACUGCAGAAGCGCCAGGUCAAGGAGUUUAUGAACCUCUUCGGCAACCUCGUCGACCACUGCUUCGUCUCCUGCAUCGACGACUUCACCUCAAAGUCCCUCUCUUCCCGCGAGACCGGCUGCAUCUCCCGCUGCGUCCAGAAGCAGAUGUUCUCCCAGCAGCGCCUGAGCGAGCGCUUCCAGGAGCACAACGCCCAGAUGACGGCCCAGAUGCAGCAGAACCAGUAA
Messenger RNA from Colletotrichum karsti, 441 nucleotides. RefSeq names its product mitochondrial intermembrane space translocase subunit. The transcript has 3 exons. The record is from RefSeq and is a predicted model, not a curated record. Bases 1 to 441 code for a protein of 146 amino acids. NCBI's taxonomy places the organism in Eukaryota, Fungi, Ascomycota, Sordariomycetes, Glomerellales, Glomerellaceae.